AUGUGUGCGGGCGGCUGUGCCAAGUGCCUGGGAGCCACGCUCAUCCCCCUCGCCGUGCUCUGCACCCUCGCGAACAUUCUCCUCUUCUUCCCUGGAGGGAAGGUGGUCGAAAACAAUGCCCACAUUACGGAUGAGGUUUGGUACUUCGGAGGGAUCUUGGGAUCCGGUGUACUGAUGAUCUUUCCUGCCCUGGUAUUUCUGGGCCUUCAGAGUAACGACUGCUGUGGAUGCUGUGGGAACGAGAGCUGUGGGAAGAGGUUUGCGAUGUUCUCUUCUGUAAUAUUCGCUGCUGUUGGAGUUCUGGGAGCUGGAUACAGCUUUGUUCUGUCAGCAGUAGCCCUGAACAGAGGCCCUAAAUGUGACACCGGAGCAGACUGGACCUACCCUUUCCAGGAUGGGAAUUACCUCGCUAACCACACACUCUGGAGCGCGUGUAAAUCACCCGAAAACAUCGUCCCGUGGAACCUGACCCUCUUCUCCUUGCUGCUUGUCAUGAGUGGGACCCAGGCAGUGCUCUGCGGCAUUCAGGCGGUGAACGGCCUGUUCGGGAUGAUCUGUGGGGACUGCAAAUGCUGCGGCUGCUGUGGGGGAGAUGGAACUGUCUAA
Eurypyga helias (sunbittern) is the source of this 606-nucleotide messenger RNA. It is a transcript of the gene TM4SF4, whose product is annotated as transmembrane 4 L six family member 4. Bases 1 to 606 code for a protein of 201 amino acids. The record is from RefSeq and is a predicted model, not a curated record. Lineage: Eukaryota; Metazoa; Chordata; Aves; Eurypygiformes; Eurypygidae. The transcript has 5 exons. Gene Ontology annotation, cellular component: membrane.